AUGGAGUUGUGUGGCUAUAUUUUAGUUCUUUGGCUUUUGGUUUCUGUUGUAGGACAUGGAGAGGCUGCGAGUAAAUACACGCAAGCCCUGACUAAAUCUCUAGUCUAUUUUGAGGCUCAGAGAUCUGGAAAAUUACCAGAGGACCAGCGAGUAAGAUGGCGAGGUGACUCUGCUCUCAGGGAUGGAAGCGAUGCCGGUGUGAACUUGGUGGGUGGAUACUACGACUCAGGCGACAAUGUUAAGUUCGGCUUCCCAAUGGCCUUCACCAUCACCACUCUCUCUUGGGGCGUCGUCGAGUUCCGAAAUCAGCUGGCGGCCGCCGGCGAACUCAUUAACGCACUCACCGCCAUCUCUUGGGGAACCAACUACUUCCUGCAUGCUCACACCGCCGCCGACGUGCUCUACGUUGAGGUCGGCGACGGCAAUUCUGAUCACGCUUGCUGGCAAAGACCGGAGGAUAUGACCACGCCUCGUACAUCUUAUAAGGUCGACGCUUCCCAUCCCGGUGCCGACGUCGCCGGAGAGACGGCGGCCGCUUUAGCGGCUGCUUCCAUUGCUUUUCGGCCGUCCGAUCCUGCAUACGCUAACGAUCUUCUAUACCAUGCAGAACAACUAUUCGACUUUGCUAAGAGACAUCCAGGGUUGUAUCAGAACAGCGUUCCCGUUGCUGGCCAGUUCUAUUCUAGCAGCGGAUUUGACGAUGAGCUUGUCUGGGCGGCGGCGUGGCUCCACCGUGCCACCGGAAACCAGACCUACCUCGACUUCCUCGCCAAAUCCAGCAACAGCGGCGGCGUUCGGUCCAUGUUCUCCUGGGACGACAAGUUCGCCGGCGCUCAAGUUCUCGUCGCCAAGCUCAUUCUUGAAAAGAAAAAUGGCAGCAACGGCGCUUUGAGCCAAUACAAAGACGCCGCAGACCAAUUCCUCUGCUCCCUCCUCCAAAAAGGCCAUAACAACGUUAAACUAAGCCCCGGCGGCUUGUUAUGGUUUCAACCAUGGAACAAUUUACAGUACACCACCGCCGCCUUGCUCCUCCUCUCCGCCCACUCCAACCAUCUCGCCGCCGCCAAAGCAACCCUUCAAUGCCCUUUCGGCGUCCUCUCCCCGCCGGAAAUCAUCGCCUUCGUAUCCAAACAAGUCGACUAUAUCCUCGGCGCCAACCCAAAGAACAUGAGUUACAUGGUCGGGUUCGGCCCGACCUGGCCAGGCAAAGUGCACCAUCGAGGCGCUUCGGUUGUCUCGAUUAAGAAGGACCCGACGCCGGUGGACUGUAAGGGUGGGUUUGGCAGAUGGUUUAAUAGCCCGAACCCGAACCCGAAUGUGAUUGAUGGAGCGAUCGUGGGCGGACCGGAUGCAAAUGAUGGGUACAAUGAUGACCGAAGUAAUUUUCAGCAGGCGGAGCCGUCGACGGUGACGACGUCGGCCAUUGUUGGCGUUUUGGCGAGGCUAACUGAAGGUGUUAGUAAGUAG
Molecule: messenger RNA, 1467 nt
Organism: Dendrobium catenatum
Lineage: Eukaryota; Viridiplantae; Streptophyta; Magnoliopsida; Asparagales; Orchidaceae
Product: endoglucanase 12-like
Exons: 5
Coding region: 1-1467 (488 amino acids)
Biological process (GO): carbohydrate metabolic process
Molecular function (GO): hydrolase activity, hydrolyzing O-glycosyl compounds
Source: RefSeq, a predicted model, not a curated record